AUGAUUGCUAUAGUUUAUGGACAUGGUCGACCCGGUUACCACGAUAAUUCAAAAGUUGUGAUUACUCAACCGCCUGCUGAACCAUCGCCUGAAUGGACUCAAGCACCAGAAGUGACUGUACCGCCUGCUGAACCUUCUCCUGAAUUGACUGAAGCACCGGAAGUGACUCUACCACCUGUUGAAUCAUCUCUUGAAUUGACUCAAGCACCAGAAAUGACUGAGCCACCUGUUGAAUCAUCUUCUGAAUGGACUGAAGCUCCAGAAGUGACUGAACUACCUGCUGAACCUUCUGCUGAUUGGACGCAACCACCGGAAGUGAUUGAACCGACUGUUGAUCCGUUCCCUGAAUGGACUGAAGCACCGGAAGUGACUGAACUACCUGUUGAACCUUCUGCUGAUUGGACGCAGCCACCGGAAGUGACUUUACCGCCUGCUAUUUGGACUGAAGUACCUGCUCAACCGUCUUUUGAUUGGACUCAGCCGCUUGAGCCCUCGACCGUGUCUUUGCCAUCGUGUUAUUGUCCUGCACCUGAACCAGUGCCCGAAUGCCCCGCACUUGAAUGCCCUGCUCCGGAGACCCCUGCUCCAGAAUGUCCCUCCCAAGAUUGCCCAGUUGCUGAUUGUCCUGCUCCUGAGCCAGUCCCCGAGUGUCCUGCUCUUGAACCAGUUCCCGAAUGCCCUGCUCCCGAGCCAGUUNUUCCCGAAUGUCCUGCUCCUGAACCAGCUCCAGAGUGUCCUGCUCCUGAACCAGUCCCUGAAUGCCCCGCACCUGAACCAGUCCCCGAAUGUCCCGCCCCUGAACCAGCUCCAGAAUGUCCUUCACUUGAGUGUCCUGCUUCAGAUUGUCCCAGUGAGCCUGAACAACCAUCUGCUGGUCGUCCUCAUAGCUAG
This is a messenger RNA of Rhagoletis zephyria (snowberry fruit fly), 891 nucleotides long. NCBI's taxonomy places the organism in Eukaryota, Metazoa, Arthropoda, Insecta, Diptera, Tephritidae. The record is from RefSeq and is a predicted model, not a curated record.